AUGUCAUUAUCUAGAUAUGUCAUCGUGUUAAGCGAGAUGUCACCAAGAUACAUUAGGUGGCCCAAUGCCUUUGAAAGAGAGGAGAUCAAGACAGCAUAUGAAGAGCAGUACGGCUUCCCAGGUGCUGUGGGGGCUAUAGAUGGUGUGCACAUGGCUACCGCACCUCGGAUUCAGCCUCAAAAUUAUGUCAACAGGCACCAUACAUAUUCAAUUUUAGUUCCACUCUGUUGUACCAAUCUGUUGUACAGAGAUGUGUGUUGUGGCGAGAGUGGUGCUGUUGGUGAUGUUCGCAACUUUAAAAGGAGUCCUUUGAGCCGAAACCUCACACGCCCUGAACUUCUUUCGGAGGGUGAACAUCUUAUUGGGGAUGAAGCUUACACCUGCACAGACAUGUUAUAUAUAGAUUUCUGUUCUAAUAAACAAAAAUAUGACAAUAUGACCGUCCAGUACUCAAUUGCAUCUCUUUAUUUGACGGCAUCUCAGAAGCUUAAGUAG
Frankliniella occidentalis (western flower thrips) is the source of this 495-nucleotide messenger RNA. RefSeq lists its product as uncharacterized. The coding region runs from base 1 to 495 and encodes 164 amino acids. The transcript has a single exon. Lineage: Eukaryota; Metazoa; Arthropoda; Insecta; Thysanoptera; Thripidae. The record is from RefSeq and is a predicted model, not a curated record.